AUGGAUGAAUAUUUUAUCAUUAAAAGUUUACAUGAAGCUGCCAAAUGGGGCAACUUGGAUAAAAUUAAAACGUUAUUGAGUAAUAAUCUAUCCUUGAAACAAAGAAUAGAUAAUCCUGAUGAUAAUGGCUGGACAGCGUUGAUGUUUGCUGCCAAAAAUAACCAUGGUGAUGUCAUUGAAUUCCUCUUGGAAAAUGGAGCUGAACCAUUACUUAUCAAUCAAGCUGGCGAAACUGCAGAGGACAUUGCUGGCCAAUAUAAGAAUUUAGAAAUUUGCAUUGCUAUUCGAACCUGCAAUAAAUCCAAAGCCAAAAAUGAUAGCAUUAAUUUCUUCAGCCAUGAACCUUUACAACGUUGCGCGGAACGUCGCAACGAUAAAGAAUGGCUGGAAUGUACUAUGAAAACAUCGGAUGCUAAAUUUAUUCUUUAUAACAAUCUUCAACCACUUGUAAAGGAAAACAACGAUAAAACUAUCAGCAUUUAUAGAUUGCUCUAUUCUGAUGUGGAAGACUUUAUUGCUUGUGGAGCGCUCGUUAUUUUACUAGGAUCAGAAAAAUUAAUCGAAGAAAAUGAAACAGGAAAUAAUAUUUGGUUUGGCGUUAAUAUAUCACAUAUUGGAUGCGGAGAUUUGACAACUAGAUUUUCCGGAUGUAAGUGGUUAUCGAAAGCUCUGCCAAAGCAAUUAAUGCUAGUUGCCACGGAUGCUACAAUUAUUGGUCAAGGGCGUUCCAUCUUUUGUUGGCAUCGAUAUAACAGAUUUUGUUCAAUCUGUGGCUCCAGUACCCGCUUUAAAGAAGCAGGAUACAAAUUAAUAUGUAGUAAUGAGCAUUGUGAGAGCCAUAAUGGUGUCCACAAUGUUUCAUACCCUCGAGUUGAUCCUGUGGUGAUUAUGUUGGUCAUUUCCUCGGACCACAACUAUUGCUUACUCGGAAGAAAGAUUGGAUUUCCUGAUAGAAUGUGGUCGUGCCUAGCUGGCUUUAUGGAACCUGGAGAAACAAUUGAUGAUGCUGUAAAAAGGGAAGUCUAUGAAGAAAGUGGUGUCAUUAUCGAUAGUGUUCGAUAUCUAUCGAGCCAACCAUGGCCAUUCCCGUCUUCAUUGAUGAUUGGUUGCAUAGCUGUAGCUGCUACUAGACCUGAUAAUACAAAUCUAAAGAUUGAUCGUAAGGAGUUGGAGGAUGCUCGAUGGUUUACAAAAGAACAAGCUAAUAUGGCCUUGUUCCCAAGGCAUUACAAAUUCGUUAGCGAUAGGAUUAUUCUCCCACCUUCACAAGCUAUUGCCCACAAAAUUAUCAAGAAUUGGCUUAGAAUCAAGCCGAAUUUGUAA
Molecule: messenger RNA, 1323 nt
Organism: Trichoplax adhaerens
Lineage: Eukaryota; Metazoa; Placozoa; Uniplacotomia; Trichoplacea; Trichoplacidae
Exons: 6
Coding region: 1-1323 (440 amino acids)
Biological process (GO): NAD+ catabolic process; NADP+ catabolic process
Cellular component (GO): cytosol
Molecular function (GO): NADH pyrophosphatase activity; protein binding
Source: RefSeq, a predicted model, not a curated record